CACCCUGUGGCCCUGGUCUUCUACACCAUCCUUGACGUGCUGGCUCACCGUUCGUUCAAUACAUACAUGUGCCCUUUGUGAUCGUCAGCCCACAAGGACUUGUCAAAGCUCCCAGCCAUAACCGACCAGGGACCACUCUCGCAGACCGCAACUUCUCAAUUCAACGCUACCGCAACCAGGGCUUGCAGCAGACGUCCGACGCAUCGCAACUUCUAGUGGGACAUCGCUCUUGUCGUUACCUGGACAAAGAAAUUGGAACUGGACGUGCGUGCAUCGUCUUCGUCAUUGUCGGUGGGCGUUCGGCGAACAUGGUUCACCGACAUAUUCAGCAAUCAAAGAAGGAUUUAUCGUGAAGUGAAAGGCUUCUUCUCCAUUCUCUCUCCAUUCACAUUCUCCUGCGCGGGGAGACUCAACCACCAUGACCAUGCCUUAUCGAACAAGCGUCCCACCGUCUCAGACGACAUACCACAGCUUCCAUGACAUCGAAUUGUACGAGCCAGCCUCGCCACCAAGGAAGACGGCACCAGCCAUGCAAGAAUUUGAGGUCGACAGGUCGACAUCGAGCGAGGAAGACCGGUCUCCUGCCAAGUUCCAGAUGAAGCGACAGGAUUCUGGUUACGAGUCCUAUGGCCCAGGCACCAGCCCCCGAACCUCCGUGUCUUACGGCAGACCAUCACCACCGCCUCGACGCCCGACUUCAACAUCAGUCCGUACUUCUACCAGCAUCGUGCCUCAUCCACGCACGAGGCCCACCACCCGACGUUCGACCAACAAGUCCUACCACCAACCCAACUCCUCCUCGGUGCACAUUGUCCGUCCCCGCGAACCGGCGCCUCAGCCCUCAAGCUACUUUCACUUCCCGCCGCCGGACCCUUUUGCUGAUGCACUCGUUGAGCACGAGGUCUCGCCACCGUCACCAACUUCACCACCACCGCAGACCACACACUACUGGACGAGCGACCAGACUCGCCGCCUCGAGUACGCGGCCAUUGACGCGGCCAGCCGUGGUGUCAAAGGCUGGUGCCGUCGCAACCUCAUCCCGGACUGCCUGACCGCCAAAGCAGAACGACACCUCUCCUUCGACGAUGACACGGGGAGCGUGCGACGCUACAGACUGGAGCUCGAGGAAGAGGACGCGAAGAGCGUUGCGCCCAAGAAGAGGAGGACAUGGCACUUUUGGGCCUAGAAGUCCUCCCUGAUUCCCUUUGUUUUUCUCAUGGAGCAUGACAGAUUGACGGUGCAUUGCGAGUUGCCUUUGUGCAGCAAAGUUUGGGCAUUUAAAUGGCGCACUAUACCCCCCAAUGUCGUUGAUGAUAGAUGAUGACGAUGGUGAUGAUGAGCAGAUGGAGACGAGAUAUAAUCUACGAGAGGCGGAUGGUGGGAGCGGAGCAUUGAUAGCAGUUAUCCGAUUUGGCAGCCAGCGAGCAUUAGCACAUACACUUUGAACAAGAUAUUAUCAAUUAACACGCUUUGUAUUCAUAUUUCUCUUGAGCAACUAUUGGUUCUACUUUCGGCGCU
This is a messenger RNA of Emericellopsis atlantica, 1518 nucleotides long. RefSeq lists its product as uncharacterized. The transcript has a single exon. The record is from RefSeq and is a predicted model, not a curated record. Bases 419 to 1186 code for a protein of 255 amino acids. NCBI's taxonomy places the organism in Eukaryota, Fungi, Ascomycota, Sordariomycetes, Hypocreales, Bionectriaceae.